Messenger RNA from Durio zibethinus, 1052 nucleotides. Its product is annotated as stem 28 kDa glycoprotein-like. Gene Ontology annotation, molecular function: acid phosphatase activity. Lineage: Eukaryota; Viridiplantae; Streptophyta; Magnoliopsida; Malvales; Malvaceae. The record is from RefSeq and is a predicted model, not a curated record.
UAUCACCAAGUAUUAGAAAACAAACACACCAUGGCAUUGCUGCUUGUCUUGUUUCUAGCCAACAUUCUAACAACUUCAAAGGGAUCAAUAUCACAACCGGAUCACGUCCACCACCAAAUUCACCUCCUCCGGCCGCAAUCUGGUGCCGGAGGAAACCUUGUACCUGGUUUGUCAUGCCUAAGUUGGCGACUCGGCGUUGAAACUAACAACAUUAUUGGGUGGAAAACUGUUCCCCAAGUGUGUGAAGGUUAUGUUGGUCAUUACAUGCUAGGCCACCAAUAUCUGAAAGACUCUAGAGCUGUAGUUAACGAGGCUUUGCUUUAUGCUCAAAGCCUCGAGCUGGACAGAGAUGGUAUAGAUGUUUGGAUCUUUGAUAUAGAUGAGACUACCCUCUCCAAUUUGCCUUAUUAUGCAAAGCAUGGAUUCGGGGUGGAGCCAUUUAAUGCCACAUUGUUCAAUAAAUGGGUAAUGGAAGGGGCUGCUCCAGCUUUGCCAGAGAGCCUUAGACUAUACAGGAAGUUAUUAUCUCUGGGGAUUAAGGCUGUUUUCAUAACAGGAAGAUCAGAAGAUCAAAGAAGUGUAACAGCUGCUAAUCUAAAGAAAGUCGGAUACCACACCUGGGAGAAGCUUGUACUUAAGGAACCUUCGUAUUCAGGAAAGCCGUCAGUAAUUUACAAAUCCAAUGAGAGGAAAAAGGUGGAGAAAAAUGGAUAUAGAAUCGUCGGGAACAUAGGUGAUCAAUGGAGUGAUCUACUGGGCACCAACACUGGUAAUCGGACGUUCAAGUUGCCAGAUCCAAUGUAUUACAUUAGCUGAAGCCACAGUCAGGAACUGUGACAAACGUUACUGUGGCUGGUCUUUACAAAACGUCCAGCAGGAAAUGGUUAUAUUUGUGGAGAAAUAACACUUAAUAGACCCAUUUAGUCUUGUUAACCAUAAACCCAAAAAUCAAAAUGCAAACUGGUUCGUAUAAUUAUAUUUAAAUUUUAACGAUCUCUUUUAUAUAAAAAAAAUGCAACAAGUAAUUAAAAAUCAUCGUGUUAUCAUAUAUG